AUGGCAGAACUUGCAGCAACAAAUGAAGCAAAUGAAGCACUGACACUGCAAAUUGCCCAGAUUUUACGAAACGGACUGGGAAAUACUUCCAGUCCAACAAUCAAUUCAGAUAUCAAACUCAACAUUCUAUUGAAUGGGGAUAAUUAUCCCCUAUGGUCACGACUUAUGAAAGUCGAGAUUGGAGUGAGAGACAACACGGAUCAUAUCACAGGCAUCAACACACCAUCCUCAACUGACGAUUCAGCUUAUAGAAAAUGGGAACGAGAAGAUUUAAGAGUCAUCUCGUGGAUCAUACAGAAUGUCGAGCCUCAUCUAGCUCCCAACUAUGUGGAAUUUCCAACAGCAAAAUCAUUAUGGGACUCAUUAGCCACCACAUAUGGGAGCAGAAGGGAUUCAUUCCAGAUAUAUGACCUAUACAACCAGGCAAGACAACAAAUUCAGGGAACACAGACAUUGCAAGAUUACUGGAAUAAACUACAAAGUUUAUGGCUAGCCAUCGACAGGAGGCAACCAAAUCCGAUGAAAUUAGAAGCCGAUAUUGCAGAAUACAACCGAAUCACACAAGAACAGAGGCUCUUUAAUUUUCUAGCCGGACUGGACGGAAAAUUUGAAAUGAUUCGUCGAGAGAUUCUCCGGAGAGAACCCCUUCCCUCAGCUGAAUCCGCGUAUGGAGAAAUUCGCCAGGAGGCCGCCAGGGACGCAAUAUUGCAUCCAACAACCUCCGGCAACGUCAUCACUGCCGGAGAUUCAUCAUCACAGGGAAUCGGAAUCGGGUCGGGGCUAGCUACCAGAAACAGUGAUCGAAGCACACAGAAACACAAAUCGGGAGGAUUCAACAGGAAAAUUGACAAAAGCAAACUCUUUUGCACACAUUGCAAUCGAGCAAAACAUACAAAUGAAACCUGUUUCCUCCUUCAUGGCUUCCCGGAUUGGUGGGAAGAUGGUCACAAGCCGGGAAAACCGAACAACACAAGAAUAGCUGCGGCGGCGGGCAGCCAUGAGGCCACCAACACCAGCGGCGGCCAUGGAAUCAACGGAAAAGGACUGGUGGCAGCCGGAAGCAGCGGCGCACAACAUGGAGGCAGCAGCGAUAAUCAGAGCGGCACAAAAGGAGGACAUUCUUACACAGGAGAUCAUUGGGCGUGGUACUGA
This is a messenger RNA of Striga hermonthica, 1152 nucleotides long. Lineage: Eukaryota; Viridiplantae; Streptophyta; Magnoliopsida; Lamiales; Orobanchaceae. The record is from the annotation of a GenBank genome assembly.